Messenger RNA from Closterium sp. NIES-67, 2682 nucleotides. The record is from the annotation of a GenBank genome assembly. Lineage: Eukaryota; Viridiplantae; Streptophyta; Zygnematophyceae; Desmidiales; Closteriaceae.
CUCAACAUUUACUCUAAGGUCGGGGCGCGAUAAUUUCAAUUACGUGUGCUCCCAGCCAGCUGUAUAUAGGCGACCGACACACGGCGAGCCAUCCACGACAGCCUGAGUUUCUCCCACGCCAGGCUGGUUGGAUAGCGGGGCGUAAUAAGACCGGACCGAGUGCCAUCUCACGCAUUAGGAAAAUUAGCGCCCUGCCAAAUGCCAGCCUCUCUCCGUGCAAUCCCUGCGAGCGACGCGAGAAAGGCCAGGUAAAAGCGCCUUGGGCGCGAAUUAGGAAAUCGGCCUCGAUUCACCGAGUAGAAUAAAAGCCAGCGAGAGAGCUCUUCACAGGUUAGGGCGGUUGAGCUAGUUCGGCAUUAGCGCCCCCCGAAACUAUACUAGGCACACCAUCGGCUCUAGAAACCCCCGAAGGCCUUCCCUUACCUUCUACGAAUUCUUAGGCGCUCAGGCGAAAGGCUUACCAGCUCGUAUCCGUCACCCCUCGUAGCGAUUCCGAGUUCUCUUCGCCGUGCUGUUUCAGUUACCCAUGCCGCCGCGCAUGCAGCGCCUAACCGAAUAAUGGGAGCAUGAGCUCCUAAGACGCCCGUUUCAGUCAAAAAUUUGCUCUUCGGUUCGACGCGUUCUAAGUCGCCCCAAAACGCGGCAGGUGUUUCCUUCCCUCCGCCCAGCACACAAGUCGUUGGUAACGACUCUUUCUUCAUCCGGAAAGCUCGUGCAACAACUAUCGUUGGUAACGAGUCGUUAGUAUCGAGUUGCUAGUAUCGAGUCGUUAACAUCGCCGCAUCAGCGGCAGCGACUUCCAUGUAACGCCAGCGCAAGUCAGCAAGAAUAUGCCCCUCCGGAGUUGUCAGAGGGGCUGCUGAACUGAGGCGGCUCAUUUUUGAGUCGAAAAUCAACUGAUCUGAGGCGGCUCAAAAAUCAACUGAUCUGAGGCGGCUCAUUUCAGAGCGCAGGAAGGCUGUGGUAGCCCUAGCCCUAUAUCCACACGACUGUGUUUUGAGUCGACUCAAAACACACCCUUCGGAGUCGUUAGAGCGGGUGCUAAUCUAAGGCGGCUCAAAUCAGAGCGCAGGAAGGCUGUGGUAACCCUAUAUCCACACAACUUAUCAACAGGCACGGGCGCGGGCGUGGGCGUGGGCGGGGGCGCGACUUUCGCAGCUGUGGGGCCAGCUAGAAGCUCUCCGUGCGUUUCUUGCUGCUGGUGCGGGCGCGACUUUCGCAGCUGGUUCAGUUUCUUUUCUCCGCGUGCCACGUCACCAUGGCUCCGGUAUUGCCACGAUGCGCGGCGUCCAAUCCACUUCUGCCAGCUGUCACCCUAUCACUUCUGCUGUUCUCUGCCGCUGCCGGGGUCGCCGGCGGCCGGCACGGCGGCUUCCACCCUCCGCGUGGCGAAGAGACCGCGGCAGCGGUGCCGGCGGAAACCGGGGUUGCGGCGGCGGCGAUGGACGAGGGGACGGCGGCGGAGGAAGUGCGUCGCGCGCUGUCGCACGUGCCUGCGAAAGGUUUCGCCGUGUUUCGCCAGCUUCUCGACGAGCGAUACGACGAAAUCGCGUCAGCGCUAGUGGCGCCGCUGCUGGCGGGGCAGCCGAUCACGCUGCUGGUUCCGACCGACGGGUGCUUCCACCCGUCCACCAGCCUCAAGCAUUCGGCACCUGGACACCAUCUGCGAACUGCACCAAAUGCCGCAUCCGAGCCAGCAGUCGAAGCUGCAUCCGAGCCAGCAUCCGAUGCUACAUCCGAUCCAGCAUCCGAUGCUACAUCCGAGCCAGCGGCCGAUGCGACAGCCGAGGCAAUUCAAGGAGGGUUGAAUGUGACUAUAGAAGACAGUCAGAAUAUUCCGAGCAGCGAGGAAGCUACUAACGAGGGAGGGUUGAAGAAGGGCCGUAGGCUGUCAGAUGCAGCAGAGGACGAGCGGCCUAUGGGGCACGAGGAUGACGUGGACGAAGCGGAUAAGGCCGGUGAUGUGGCAGCAGGUGCUGACGUGGCGGGAUCCAGCAGAGAAGUGGCGGAUUUCUUGUUGGCGCAUGUGCUGGUGGGCGCGCAUUGCCAUGGAGCGAUGAGUAGGAGGCAGCAGAAGGGCGCAUGGCAGACGCCCAUGCUUGGUGGUGAUAGCCAUGUGACCCGCCUCAUAGCGCCAAGUGACGAAAGCCCCUUGGUGUUGAUUCACAAGCAAGGAAGCAUAGAUGGCAAUACAGCUCCACACAUGCAUAGAAGCAUGUAUGAAGAUGCGGCUCCGCACAUGCAUGCCGGCAUGCGCGGAGGCAUGCAUGUAAGUGUGCAUACAAACAUCGAUGUGGAUAUAGUGCAAACGCAAGGACAGCUGCAGCAUCAGCAGCACAACCAGGGCGGGUCCUCUGCUCACGCUGCUGCGGACAAUGCUGCCGCUGCUGCGGACAAUGCUGCCGCUGCUGCUGACAAUGCUGCUGCUGCUGCUGACAAUGCUGCUGCUGCUACUUCAAAUGACAUCUCACCAGGGAGACAACCAGCUGGCAGAUUCGCCUGGAGUGUAGUUACAGUUCCUGACAUUUAUGUCAGCAAACGGAUCGUGCUACAUGGGGUACAGCACCACUGACUGACCUGUAUUCAUAACAUAACGCCGUGCACAGUGUGCAUAUGUCUCACUAUUGUAACUGUCUGUACACAUACACUUGUUUGUUAGAAUGCAAGAAUGAUUAGAAACAA